AUGACCGCCGUUGCUGAGUGAGUAGGCGUCAGCAUGGUCCGCGCACUUGCAAGCAGCUCCACAAAUUGCAAUGGCUUACCUCCCUUCUGAAUCGCUCCUUCCUUGCAGCAUUGGUCUGAUCGGUCUGGCCGUCAUGGGCCAGGUAAGUGGGCGGGCGAUAGCUACAGUCCUCACGGCAAAACUGACAACGCUCUUGACCGCACUGAUUUCGGUUAUCUCUAGAACCUGAUCCUGAACAUGAACGGUGAGUAUCAGUCGUUCGACUAUCUGACAGGACCUCAUGCUGCCGGGUAGGCGCAUUUCGAAGAUUGUAACUACUAGCAGCAAGGCUAAUUCAACCCAUUCACUUUCCCCUUCGGCUGCAGACAAGGGCUUCACUGUUGCGGCUUACAACCGAACAACCUCCAAGGUCACUGACUUCAUGAACAACGAAGCCAAGGGUGAGCGCCUAGCGCAGUCAGACUGCGAUACAGGAGCGAAUUUGGCUGACUGAAAUUCUUGUCAGGCACAAACGUUGUCGGGACGCACUCCAUCGAGGAGUUUGUGGCGAGCCUGAAGCGCCCUCGCAAGAUCAUUAUCCUUGUUAAGGCCGGACCUGCAGUCGACGCCUUUAUCGACCAGCUCACCCCUCACCUGGAGAAGGGAGACAUUAUCAUCGACGGAGGUAACUCGCACUACCCAGACUCGAUUCGCCGCACCGAGGCACUCCAGUCCAAGGGUCUCUUGUUCGUCGGUGCUGGUGUGUCUGGUGGUGAAGAGGGAGCUCGCCACGGUCCUUCUAUCAUGCCCGGUGGAUCAGAUGCUGCUUGGCCUCACCUGAAGGAGAUCUUCCAGAAGACCGCGGCGCAAUCCGAUGGUGAGCCAUGCUGCGACUGGGUCGGCCAGAGCGGUGCCGGCCACUACGUCAAGAUGGUCCACAACGGUAUCGAGUACGGAGACAUGCAGCUCAUCUGCGAGGCUUACGACAUUCUCAAGCGAGGCCUCGACCUCCCUCCCACGGAGAUUGCCGACAUCUUCACCAAGUGGAACUCCGGUGUGCUUGACUCUUUCCUCAUCGAGAUUACUCGUGACAUCCUCAAGUACAACGACGACGAUGGUGAGCCUAUGAUCGAGAAGAUCCUUGACUCCGCUGGUCAAAAGGGUACGGGCAAGUGGACUGCCAUCAACGCACUCGACCUCGGUCAGCCAGUCACUCUCAUUGGUGAGGCCGUCUUUGCGCGCUGCUUGUCUUCCUUGAAGGGCGAGCGUACCCGUGCGUCUCAGCGUCUUUCUGGGCCCCAAAAGGUCGCCUUCGCUGGAGACAAGCAACAAUUCAUCGACGACCUCGAGCAAGCUCUGUACGCCUCCAAGAUUGUGUCCUACGCUCAAGGAUUCAUGCUCAUGCGCGAGGCUGCCAAGGAGUACAACUGGACCCUGAACAACCCCUCCAUUGCCCUCAUGUGGCGUGGUGGUUGCAUCAUCCGCUCCGUCUUCCUCAAGGACAUUACCAACGCUUUCCGCAAGAACCCCCAGUUGGAGAACUUGCUCUUUGACGACUUCUUCAACAAGGCCAUCCACGAUGCUCAGGUCGGCUGGCGUCGCGUGAUCGCUCAGGCUGUGCUCUGGGGUAUCCCCACUCCUGCCUUCUCCACUGCCCUGGCUUUCUUCGAUGGCUAUCGCACGGAGCGCCUGCCUGCUAACUUGCUGCAGGCUCAGCGUGACUACUUUGGUGCCCACACCUUCCGCGUGCUGCCCGGAAAGGAGAACGACAGGCUCAAGGCUGGUCAAGAUGUCCACGUCAACGUGAGUGAUCCGUUACAGAUGCGUUGCAACAUGAUAUCGUCCUGAUGUUAGUCCGCUGACUGAUUCUUUGCAUUCCUUGUUGCCGUUGCGUAGUGGACCGGCCGCGGUGGUAACGUCUCGGCGUCCACUUACACUGCUUAA
Ceraceosorus bombacis is the source of this 1923-nucleotide messenger RNA. The record is from the annotation of a GenBank genome assembly. Lineage: Eukaryota; Fungi; Basidiomycota; Exobasidiomycetes; Ceraceosorales; Ceraceosoraceae.